GUCUUAUGUAGUUAUGUUAGAUUUUAUUUCUUAUUUCUUUGUUCUGUUUCCCUGUAGUAGAUUUGUUAUGAUUAACUUAUGGCUAGUGAUCAUGGUGCUAUAUAUAUGCUUUGAGACUUUGUUAAUGUCAUCUUCUGAUCAUUUUAAGCUUAGUGGUUAACAAGUGAUAAGACUACGUGUGAUGACUGUUUAACUUUGAGGAACAAUGAUAUGGUAAACACUAAUCAAAGUGUGACAAUUUGAAGAAUUUUAACACUAUAAAGACCAACAAAACAAAAUUGAAGCAAAGGAUUAAAGCUAAAGAAAAUUGAAUUGGGUGAUUCUUUCAAAGUUGAAUGCUUCAUUGCAUGGUGGAACUGUAAUUUGCAGAACUUGACAACACCCCAUUUUGAUUUUCUACUUUAAUUUGCAGAGCUUGAAACAAAGAGAAUUUUGCUUGACAUUUUUAAGGAAAAGCAGAAGAAAAGUGCUGAAGCUUCUACAAUACCAAGUUUCUACAAGAAGGAUGUCUUCAUCAGAGUUAGAGGAGAAGAAAAAGGUUGUGUACGCACUUGUAUGUGAAGUUGUGAAUUACUUCACGAGUAAUGUUGUCAAAAGUCCACGUAGAGAUUCAGAUCAAACAGGUUAUCGUUGGGUUUCUGAAAUUCUAAAUGGUCAUCCGAUUCGUUGUUACCAAAUGUUUAGAAUGAAGAAACAUGUCUUCUUCCAUUUAUGUGAUGUGUUGCAAAACAAGUAUAACUUGAGGCCAACUCGCAAUGUGGGAAUUUAUGAGCAGGUUGCUUUUUUUUUUAUACAUGGUGGGUCAACCAGCUUCUGUUCGCAAUUUAGAGGAGAGAUUCCAACAUUCUGGAGAAACAAUAUCUAGACAGUUUCAUAGCGUCCUAAAUGCUGUUUGUGGACUUGCAAGAGACAUAAUUAAACCUAUUGACUCAUCAUUUAGUGAUGUUCCUGAUGAGAUUAAGAAUGAUGUCAGAUAUUACCCUUAUUUUAAAGAUUGCAUUGGUGCAAUAGAUGGUACUCACAUAAGAGUUUGUGUUCCUCCUCAACUCCAGGCAACUUAUAUUGGUAGGAAAGGUUACACUACCACUAAUGUCAUGGCUGCUUGUGAUUUCAACAUGUGCUUCACCUUUGUCUGGGCUGGGUGGGAGGGUUCUGCACAUGAUGCUAAGAUUUUUAUGGAGGCUCUGCGUAGACCAUCAUUGCAUUUUCCCCAUCCUCCUCAUGGUAAAUAUUAUCUUGUUGAUGCGGGAUACCCUACUUUUAUGGGUUUUCUAGGGCCAUACAAAAAAAAUAGGUAUCAUCUUCUGCAAUUCAGAAAUGGACCUAGAAUAACAGGGAGAGUUGAGGUGUUCAAUUAUUAUCAUUCUAGUCUUCGCAAUGUGAUUGAACGAUCAUUUGGUUGUUGCAAAGCAAAAUGGAAGAUACUAGGUAGUAUGCCUUCUUAUGAUUUGAAGACACAAAACAAAAUCAUUACGGCUUGUAUGGCUUUGCAUAACUUUAUUAGAAGAAAUGAUAGAAGUGAUGAAGAAUUUGAUGCAAAUUAUGAAAAUGAAGAUGGAGGAGGAGAAAAUGAAGCUGGCCCAAGUACUGUUACAUGGGAGGAACCUGAUUUUCAAAGUUCCUUGCAAAUGGAGCAAAUUAGGGAACACAUCAAAAAUAUGUUUCCAACACGAGUUUAG
Messenger RNA from Lotus japonicus, 1679 nucleotides. RefSeq lists its product as uncharacterized. NCBI's taxonomy places the organism in Eukaryota, Viridiplantae, Streptophyta, Magnoliopsida, Fabales, Fabaceae. Bases 756 to 1679 code for a protein of 307 amino acids. The transcript is spliced from 3 exons. The record is from RefSeq and is a predicted model, not a curated record.